Molecule: messenger RNA, 4023 nt
Organism: Nylanderia fulva
Lineage: Eukaryota; Metazoa; Arthropoda; Insecta; Hymenoptera; Formicidae
Gene: wwk
Product: anoctamin 8 white walker
Biological process (GO): chloride transmembrane transport
Cellular component (GO): plasma membrane
Molecular function (GO): chloride channel activity
Source: RefSeq, a predicted model, not a curated record
GAACGACGUAGCGAGGGACCGAGUCACAGUCCAGUUGAGGCGCAAGGGUCCUCCGGCCAAGGACUACGAUCCCUGGCUGUCCGGGACAUUAUGCCAGGCGGCGAGGGGUCCUCGAUCAAUCUCCUCGACCACCAUCAUCACCACCGUGCGUCGACGGACGAGUGCGCGAACGGUGAUGAUGUUAGAACCGGGCCGAGUACCGGCGCGACCUUCACCAGCACGAUGACGAGCGCCCUAGCGGGCGACGGUCUUCGGCGCAGAAAGGUCAUCCACGCGGCCCGAGAGACCCUCGACAAGGCAUCCCGUCUUCUAAGACGAAAAAUACCAUGUACAGGCCAUUUAAUGACCCCCCGCCGCCUAUGGAUACAAAAGGUUCCUACUCAGGAAUGCGACGUAGUUAUGAUGUUCCCUAGUGGGGCGAAUGACGAGACCUUGAUGUGGUUUUUAGGACGGCUUCGGGCUGGAACCCCGGGCUUAAUAGUUCACGUACGACAUCAUGCGUCAUCGGACAGUUACGGGUUUUACAUUACGGCACCUUUUGGAGUUCUACUAAAGGCUGCUGAGGAAGUGCAUCUACCGAAAGCUCUACGACAGGAAUUUGGUGGUGGAUUCAAGGAGUUCGUCGGCUCUGAAGCCAACUGCUUCGAGGGCAGUGACGACGAAAUCCGAUUUUUCAGUACCCAAGAAAGACAGUCUCUAGUAUUACAUUUGCUUCACACCUGGAGAGCAGGUCCGCAUGACCUCCACAGUCUGACCGGAUUGGUGGAAGGUCAAGCGAUCGUUCCAAAGUGCAUUUCGUCCGGUAUUAUUUCUCAGGUCUUCCCCCUUCAUGAAUUGCCCGCGUUAGAAAAAUUGCAACGAAGCUGGGUUCGCGCGUUUUUUAGCCCACAGCCUUUGGACGACAUUUGUAAAUACUUCGGAGUGAAAAUCACUAUGUACUUUGCCUGGCUUGGCCACUACACCACCGCUUUAAUCGUUCCAGCUGCAGUGGGUGUCAUAUACUGGGUCGGCAUCAUCGGCAGGAACCAAGCGGUGGAGGACGUGGCCUACGUUCUGUUUUCGGUGUUCAAUGUGAUAUGGGCUACCGUGUACUUGGAGACAUGGAAAAGAAGAGGCGCGGAACUGGCGUACAGGUGGGGCACUUUGGAUCAGAGGGACGAUUUAUUGGUCGAGCCUAGACCUCUGUUUACAGGAACUCUGGAAAUCUCACCGGUUACGGGAAGAUUGGAACCAACGUAUCCCAGAUGGCGUAGGAACAUGUUUCGGUAUUUAGUGAGCGUGCCUAUCAUCGCAAUCUGUUUACUCUUCGUCUUCAUCGUUAUGAUAUUGAGUUUUCAGAUACAGGAUUGGUGGGACGCGCGUCUUGAAUCUGGAGGUUACGGAUUCUGGCUUAGUUACGUGCCAAAGGUUUUGCUCGCGGUGGUCAUUGCAUUGAUGGAUGAGGCGUACUUCAAGGUCGCGGUGUGGUUAAACGAUUUGGAAAACUAUCGACUAGACACCGAGUACGAGAAUCAUCUGAUCUACAAAGUGGCACUGUUUCAGUUCGUAAACUCCUUCCUAUCGCUGUUUUACAUCGCCUUCUAUCUUCAAGAUCAAGAGAGACUCAAGGAGCAAUUGGCGGCUUUACUCAUAGCUCGUCAGGUGAUCGGUAAUCUAAAGGAAUCCGCGGUACCUUAUGUGAUCGAACAGCUGCGAUUGGCGCGACUGAGUUUCGAACUGUUCGGAGCGUUGAGUCCCAGCGAAGCGAGACAACCCCCGAGUCAAGAAAACGAAGAGGUACAACAGGGUGGUAAGGACAACGAGGAGAAGGAAGAUCGGUCCGACAGCAAGUCGAAGCAACCGCGAAACGUCAGCCAGGCAGAACUGGAGAGUUCCCUCUACAGAGUAGGGCAUCCCACUAAUUCUCUACUUAGUGACGUUACGUUCAAGGUAUCUACUACAAAGUAUGACGGGGCGUUUUCGGAGCACUUGGAAAUGCUAUCGCAACUGGGAUAUGUCUGUCUCUUCUCUUCAGCCUUUCCAUUAGCUGCGAUGGCCGCUUUACUUGGAAAUUUACUCGAAUUACGCGGUGACGCAUUUAAAUUAUGUUUCGUGCUUCAACGACCUUUCGGACGCAGAGUUUCGAAUAUUGGAACAUGGCAAAAUGCCAUGGAAGCGAUGGGUCUGGUCGCUAUUUUAGUGAAUUGCGCCCUGAUCGGAUUAAGCGGGCAGGUACAACGAAUGUUCCCAGAGAUGUCGGCGACGCAAACAAUCUUAUUAAUCGUAGCAUUGGAACAUAUAAUGUUCGCUAUUAGAUUUGUGAUUAUUUGCGCGAUUCCCGACAUACCUCACUGGGUUGCUACCGAGAUGGCUAAAGUCGAAUUUUUACGACGCGAGGCGGUCCGAAGAUUAUCCUCGACCCCGUCACCGGAACAACAACCAACAACAGUGAUAGGGAGAUUCGUGGUGAGUCCAGCAGACGGAGAAAGCGAAGAGCAGCAUUUGCUCUCCGAACGCACCGGUUUCGCUACCACGUCCAGUCAAGCGGACACCCCAACCCUGGCUUCGACCGGUCAUACACCUAGUGGACCGACAACACCUAGCGCCGCUUCAGUGCCGAGGAUCUCGGAAACACCACCGAUGGUCCACACACCCGGCAGCGGCGGAAGCAGCAGCGAGACCAGCCCGUUCCUACCCGAGAGCAAUUCCAAUGUCACCCGCGAUAUUCGUAACACGCCGAGAUGUUCCAUACCCGGAGGCGAACGAGGACGACGUUCGAGAGAUUGGUUGACUAGCGAACCAGAAGCAUCCGGUGGGACCGAUCAGUACAGUCAUCAUUUAACGAUUGGACCACACGGUGGUGUCGACUGGGUACGUCGAUUAGGUCUAGAGCCCGGAGGACGAAAAUCCAGCGAUUCCGAAAUUGCUGGUGCCGGUGCAGUGAGCGUACGGGAAGAGGAAUUAACUUUGCACAGAUCGACCGACUGCAUCGUUUCCAAAGACCUCGCAUCUUCCUCGGAUAGCGAUCUUCUCAGGUCGGCACCACCGUGGGCGGCGGCUCACAGAAGCCAGAAAUUCCGCUUCUCGCCAGAAAAGGAGAAGGAACGUGAGAGGACGGAAAAACAGCAAUACCAGCAACAACAUCAUCCGCGAGAGUCGACGCACGAUCGCGAACGCGAACGCGACCGCGAACGUGAACGUGAACGCGAACGCGAGCGAGAACGCGAACGCGAGCGAGAACGUGAACGUGAACGUGAACGCGAACGCGAACGCGAGCGGCAAUCCUACCUCGCCGAGAAGGAGAAGGACUCGAGCGGUCUGUCGGACUCCAGCAAGACGAUCUCGAGUCAAGAAGAGGAAAAACCGCAGACGAAGGAGGAACGGGAGGCGAAGAAGACACGCGUCAAGCAGAGCCUAAUGAAGCGGGCGCGCUCGGUGGCGAUCUUCUCGUUGAAGCUGAAGGAACGUCGCGCACGGGAGGCCGAGCUCAAGGCCAAGGAAGCGGAAAGGGAGGCCAGGUGGCAGCAGCCCCAAUCCUGCGUCGGUGGCGAGCUCUCAUGCAUCCCCAUAGAAAAGCUUAUCUCCGUGGACGAUAUUGCGGCCAUGGAAAUGCGUCGGAUGAAUCAUUAGCCGCUUGACUUGUCUUUCUCACACAUUUUCAUUUUCUCGCUACGUAGAGAGCCGUUCGGGUACCGCGACGCGUGAAUGCAUCAAUGUCAUCUUGUCAACACGAUGGCGCAAUGUAAACGCGACAAAAAUCGCGACGGAAAAAGAGAGAGAGAGAAAGGGAAGAGAUACUUUGGUGAUCGCGAAGAACCGCGCGAUCGGAAGGAAGAAAAGGCGCACAAUUUAUGAAGCACACAAGAUCUUAGAUAUUUCAUUUAGGGAAACUUCCGAUACACCGGUUCCUAGACUCAGGGCAUCGAAAUGAAGCAGACAGAUACGGGAUAUUCCUAAAGGAUCUAUGAUAAUGUUUCACAAGUUACAAGUUCUCAAAUAUUAUUUGUAUUGUUUCAAACAAUGUCAUAAAAAUGAAGAAAGGAU